Strongyloides ratti is the source of this 2019-nucleotide messenger RNA. Its product is annotated as Long-chain fatty acid transport protein 4. Bases 1 to 2019 code for a protein of 672 amino acids. Gene Ontology annotation, biological process: triglyceride homeostasis. Gene Ontology annotation, cellular component: endoplasmic reticulum. Lineage: Eukaryota; Metazoa; Nematoda; Chromadorea; Rhabditida; Strongyloididae. The transcript has 2 exons. The record is from RefSeq and is a predicted model, not a curated record. Gene Ontology annotation, molecular function: long-chain fatty acid transmembrane transporter activity; long-chain fatty acid-CoA ligase activity.
AUGACAUCCAGCUGUUCUAAAACUGGGAAUGGCUCUUGUAAAACAGAUAAUGGUUGUUGUCAAAUGAAUGGAUUAUCUAAAUUUGCCAUAAUAAGUAUAUUUAUAGCAUAUGGAAUAAAUGUUCUUAAUCCAGAUACUGGACUUUUAAAAACAGGUGCAAUUAUUUUAACUAUAAAUAUACUUACUUCUGAUAUAUUUUUGAGGAUUAUUAAAACAUUACCACGCGAUAUAAAAGGAAUAUUAACUUUAAUUAUGAUAAAAUAUAAAGUUUAUAAAGCAUUUAAAAAAAAUGAACCAUUACAUUAUUAUUGGAUGAGUAAUGUUAAAAAGUAUGGAAAUAGUGAGGCUAUAAUUGAUAUUGAUAAUAAUAAAACAUUAACUUUUAAUGAAGUUAACUCUCUUGCCAAUAAAUAUGCAAAUUUUUUUCUUUCUAAAGGUUAUACUAAAGGUGAUGUUGUAGCAUUAUAUUCAGAAAAUUCAUUAGAAUUUUUUGCUUUUUGGAUUGGGAUGUCAAAGAUUGGUGUUGUAACGGCAUGGAUUAAUUCAAAUUUAAAAUCAGAACCAUUGUCACAUUCAAUAAAAUCUGCUAAAACAACAACAAUUAUUACCACAAAUAGUCUUAUCAAUACACUUCAAAAGUUGUUUGAUAGUAAGUUACUUGAUAAGGAUGAAUACAAAUUAUAUAAUUUAUCUAAUGAAAAAGUAAAUGAAUACAUUAAUUUAAAGGAUGUAUGUGAUAAUUGUAGUGAAAUUGAUAAGAAAUAUCAUCCAAACUUUAAGGAUAUCCUUUGCUAUAUUUAUACUUCAGGAACAACAGGAAAUCCAAAACCUGCUGUCAUCAAACAUUAUCGGUAUUUUUUUAUGUCUAAUGGUAUUAAAACUGCAUUUGGUAUUACAAAAGAGGAUCGAAUAUAUAUAACAAUGCCAAUGUACCACUCAGCAGCUGGUAUUUUAGGGACAGGACAAUUAAUUGUUGGUGGUUCAACAUUAAUAAUUAAAAAAAAAUUUUCAGCAUCUAAUUUUUGGAAGGAUGCUGUUAAAUAUAGAUGUACAGUUUCACAAUAUAUUGGUGAAAUAUGUCGGUAUCUUUUGGCUCAAAAACAAAUUGAUGAAGAAAAAAAACAUCCAAUUAAAUUAAUGUUUGGUAAUGGUUUACGUGGUGAAAUUUGGCCUGAAUUUGUUAAUAGAUUUAACAUUAGAAAAAUAGGAGAAUUUUAUGGUAGUACAGAGGGUAAUUCUAAUAUAUUAAAUCUUAAUUCACAUGUUGGAGCAUGUGGAUUUUUUCCAAUUUAUCCAUUUAUAAAAGCAUUUUAUCCUGUUAGAUUAUUAAAAGUUGAUGAAGAAACAGGUGAAAUAUUACGUGAUAAAAAUGGUUUAUGUAUUACAUGUCAACCUGGAGAAAUGGGUGAGAUGUGUGGAGUUAUUAAAAAAAAUGAUCCAUUAUUAAAUUUUGAGGGAUAUGUUAAUAAAGAUGAUACAUCAAAAAAAGUUAUUAGAGAUGUUACUGUUAAAGGUGAUAUGGUAUUUACAUCAGGAGAUUUAUUAUAUUGGGAUGAAUUAGGUUACCUUUAUUUUAAAGAUAGAAGAGGUGAUACUUUUAGAUGGAAAGGUGAAAAUUGUAGUACAAUGGAAGUUGAAGGUAUUUUACAACCAAUUAAAACUGUUCAGGAUGUCUCUGUUUAUGGUGUUGAGAUUCCGGGAAAAGAAGGAAGAGCUGGAAUGGCAGGGGUAUCAUUAAUUGAUAAUGUAAAUGUAACAAAUUUUGUUAAAGAUAUUGCAAAUAUAUUAAUAGAAAGUUUACCCCCAUAUGCUGUUCCAUUAUUUUUAAGGAUAUGUAAAGAGGUUGAACAAACUGGUACAUUUAAACUUAAAAAAACAACAUUACAAAAAGAAGGAUUUGAUUUAAAAAAAUGUAAAGGUGAUUCAAUUUAUUAUAUGGAUUGGUCUACAAAAUCAUAUACAUUAUUAACUCCUGAAAUGCAGGAGAACAUUGAAACAGGAAAAUACACAAAAUUGUAA